This is a messenger RNA of Marchantia polymorpha subsp. ruderalis, 803 nucleotides long. Lineage: Eukaryota; Viridiplantae; Streptophyta; Marchantiopsida; Marchantiales; Marchantiaceae. The record is from the annotation of a GenBank genome assembly.
GGAGUUGUCUGAGGGCUCUGGUGCAAGCAAGGCGGGAGGACGACGCGACCGAGGCCGGGUGCUUGAGCUGGGCAUGUCGGGAGGUUUAAACGAAGGAAAAGAAACUCGGUCGUCCCGAGCAGAAGCUUGGUGAAGUUGAGUGCUGCGGAAUCCUGUGGAGCAGUAAGAUCCAUCGAACAUUGAGCACCAACAUGUGGGGAUUGGUGAGUGUGGGUUUAGUCACCACCGGCGUCAGUCUAGUGGCAGCACCAGUGGUUGUUCCGGCCCUCGUGACAACUCUUGGAUUCACGAGUGCGGGUAUCGCCGGAGGAAGCUGGGCAGCGGGAUUCAUGGCGUCGUAUGCAGGAGUAGUGGGUGCAGGUAGUACCUGCGCUAUUCUCCAGAGUAUUGGAGCGACGGGCGCUUUGGCAGGGGCUGGUGUGAUGGCCGUAGCGGGAGCAGCUACGACUGCAUUUGGAGCAGCUACGACUGCAUUGGGAGUGGCCUUCGGGUAAGGCCGGCGGUGACAAAUCUGCGGAUGCGGAAAUGGCCGCCGAGACCCAUUGCCUCACACCUGCCGAGAACUGACAAGACGGGCGUGCGAGCGACUCUCAUUGCUUCAAUGCUUGUAAACGUAGUUUCCUUGGGAGAAAACAUAAAAAGAAGUUGUGGAUGAUUUCUUCGUGUUUCAUAACUCGAUCACUGUAAUCCUUGUAUGUUGUCAAAUUGCCCUUGAGCAGAAACAUAACAUUCAGUUUUGAACGGAUGAGCAGAAGAGUGCUUUAGAACAUGAAAAUCUAUUUCCGUCAAGGAAGCAUCGAUGC